Messenger RNA from Daldinia loculata, 985 nucleotides. RefSeq names its product RNA recognition domain-containing protein. Lineage: Eukaryota; Fungi; Ascomycota; Sordariomycetes; Xylariales; Hypoxylaceae. Bases 297 to 824 code for a protein of 175 amino acids. The record is from RefSeq and is a predicted model, not a curated record. Gene Ontology annotation, molecular function: RNA binding. The transcript is spliced from 5 exons.
AUCUCUUCCACUCCCGCCCCUGCCUCCCGUACAAUUAGUGGGCCCAGUAGUUCCUUCCUCCCUUGCUGCUAUCUUGCAGAUUGCUCCUCCCACUUUGUUUAGACAAUACCUAACGGCAGCCUCACGUACCUUAGGUAUAUGUGUGCAGGUAAUCACUACCUCAUUAAUCACUACAUAUACCCGUGUACUUUUACUUCAACUAUCCCGAUCCGCACAUCAUUAUUACGGAUCAAUUAUUAACCUUAUUUAAUACAGAUCUAUCUACCCUUUCGAGUCGAUAUCUUCAGUCAGCAACAAUGUCGAAACUAUUCAUCGGCGGGCUCGCAUGGCACACUGAAGAUACCACGCUCAGACAGAAGUUUGAAGAAUUCGGUCCCGUUGAGGAAGCGGUCGUCGUCAAAGAUCGCGACACUGGUCGAAGCAGAGGCUUUGGAUUUGUCCGAUACGUGAACGAGGAAGAUGCACAGAAAGCUAUUUCGGGCAUGAACAACGUCGAAUUCGAUGGACGAUCUAUCCGUGUCGAUAGAGCAUCUGAUACUGGUCCUCGAGGCGGUGGCGGACGGGGUGGUGCGUACCCGCCUAGGGGUGGGUACGUACAGCAACCUCAGAUGCCCUACGCCGCUGGCCAGCAGGUUGCCUACGGGAUGCCGAACCAGGUGAUGUACCCACCGGCCUACGGACGCGGAGGAGGUUACCCGCAGCCCGGUUACGGAACACCCCCGCCUCAAGGUUAUGCACCCUACGGCUAUCCGGACCAGCAGCAAGCGGGUCAACAGCCUCAGCAUCAACAGCAACCGCCUCAGGGGCAGCCGCCGUACCAGUAGAACUACUGUGAGCGACACAGGGGGGUCUCGAUCCAAAUCCCAACACCAACAUUAUGCAGAGUUGGCAUCUACUAGAAAACUGGCCCAAAAGGCACGCUCGUUAUCGGUGAAAUUGGCGCUUGGAGGUCUGAUGUUCCCACAACACCCUUGACACUCCUUAU